UUAUCAAAUAAGUUUAUUUUGUUGAAAUUCACUUGAAAAUCUGCCAUAAACAAUAAUCUCAUUUUUGUAAAAAAAAAUCUGUUUUAACUUUAUCGAGAAGAAACUGUCAUUGCAAUCACUACGCUUUAAACUAAUCGUGCAAUUAUUUAAAAGUAUUAUUUAUAUGACAAAUAAAAAUGUAGAAUAUUGUGAAUAUUGCUAGAGAAUUUCGCGAUUGUCGAUUGCACAAACUGCAAUCGACAAAUUGAAGCUCGCAUUUUAUCCGAUGUUGAUAAACCGGCGGAACGCGAAGAGGUACAAGUUAGGGAGGAUACAUUUUAAAUUUAUUCGAGACGUGCAAACGAAGAGGGAGAGAGAGAAAGAAACAAAGUUUAUUUUAGUCGACGGCAUUUAUUUGCAAAUUGCGAUCAUGUUCACGUUAGAGGUCUCUACGACCGAGAGAUAAAAACCAUCAAAGUUAUACGAGUGAUUUACAAUUGGGUUAAUGAUGAUGGGUCGAAAUGUACCAGUGCUCCUCCGCACGAGAAGUCUCAUCGGUUCGUCUUAUUCAGCCAACAAUUUACAUUCAUCUUAUCGCCAAUGUUUACACUGUAACCCGCUACGAAUUCCAGUGAAACUAGCCUAUGCCUCGUACGAAUCAAUCAAGGAAAAUGAACAGAAUUCACAGCCCCCCAUUAUAAUAAUGCACGGUCUAUUUGGCUCAAAAAAUAACUGGAAUACAUUGUCAAAGGCGAUUCAUGAAAAGACCAAGCGUAAGGUCAUAGCGGUCGAUGCCAGGAAUCAUGGGGAUUCUCCACAUACAUCAGACAUGUCUUACAAGGACAUGGCAGAGGAUAUUAUUCAUCUUAUGCAUGAUUUAGGCUUGGAGAAAGCUCUUCUGGUUGGCCACAGUAUGGGCGGUUCAGCCAUGAUGUACACUGCCUUGAAUUAUCCACACAAUGUGGAGAAACUAGUAGUUGUUGACAUGUCUCCUGUGAGCGCAAGUCCUAAUCUUCUGCAGAUGACUACGAUCUUCGAAGCAAUGCGUUCCGUAAACGUGGACGGAAGUCCUAAUCUAUCCAAGGCACGCCAAAUGGUGAACAAGCAGUUCGCCAGAUUUAUCAAACCCCUCGCGUUACGACAAUUCUUAGCGGCGAACCUGGUGGAGGUAGAUUCGGGAAAGUACAAGUGGCGAGUUAAUUUACCGGUGCUGGAGCAGGCGUUCUCGACACAGAUCGCUGUGUUUCCUAACGUUGGCAGAAAAAUCUACCUGGGUCCUACGUUGUUCAUAGGCGGCGGUAACAGCGACUAUAUCCGAUUAAAAGAUCACAACGCGAUCAGAACGCUGUUCCAUCGGGCGGAAUUCCAUUAUAUAAACGGGGCGAAUCAUUGGGUACACGCGGACAAUCCCGUCGAAUUCCUCAAUAUUCUGACAAAUUUUAUAAACCGUCCUCUGCCCUCGUGAUGCUCGUGAAAAAAAUAUACUCGUAAAGAACAAUCGUUAAGCGUCUGUUGUAAAUAUAUAUGUACAUGUAUUUCGGGUGAGAACUUGACAGUAAUUACAGAGCAAGGUGAAAAAUAUCCAAACAACGCGUGAUCGUGUUAUCCGGUAGAAAGAAAGCGCGACUUGUCGCGGUGCGAAAAGCGCCACUGCGAGUCUCGAAGAACACAGGUCUUAUUUUCUCUCAGCGGUUUGUUCUCCGUAUCGCCAUGGAAACUCUGUAUAGGCUAUACUUGAAAGAUUUUAGAGAGAGCAGAGUAGAGCUUACAGAACUGCAAUGUAGUUCCACUGGAAGGCCAUGUGUCGGUGCGCUGCGUGUUCUCGAAUGACAGUACUCGUCCGUGGACGAGCGUAUCACACAAGAAUGAACGCUAAUAAAAUAUCUUAUAAAGUUAA
Molecule: messenger RNA, 1876 nt
Organism: Odontomachus brunneus
Lineage: Eukaryota; Metazoa; Arthropoda; Insecta; Hymenoptera; Formicidae
Product: protein ABHD11-like
Exons: 4
Coding region: 485-1444 (319 amino acids)
Cellular component (GO): mitochondrion
Source: RefSeq, a predicted model, not a curated record